AUGAAGAUUGCAAAGCACCGUACACCCCUGACGAAGGGGAUUAUUUGGACGAUAUUGUCUGUGUGCCUUUUAUUCAUGUUCGCCACACUAAUAUUGGUUAUUGUAGCAACCGCUGGCUCCACCGCAAACUACAAGCCCUUAACGAAUAUAUAUAUCGGCGAGGCCGAUAUCAAACACAUCAAUGUGAGCAAGGUAAUUCCUCAAAUAGGCCCUAUUUUGACAAUACUAGGGUCCGCUUUGACGGCUCCGAAUAGCUCCCUGGAUGACAUUUUUGGCGCCAUGAAAAAUAUUGCUGAUACUCCGGCGCUGACGCCGUUAUUAACGCUUUUGUCUAACGCUGACAAUACGACAGUUACCAUCGAAUCAUUGACCGAUUUGGCUCCCUUAGCCAUCAGCGGCAAUCCCGCUUCAAGCACUAGACAACUGUCGGAAAUAAAUGGGUUGCUGAAGUAUUCGGACAAUGCUACUGAAACACUAGAUGGGCUCUCCAGAUUAGUUUCUACUUCGCUGUCUUCGGGGAGUUCUAACUCUUCCAGUGACUCAACUACUAUGGUCUUGGACUUAUUAAAAGACUCCGACAAUCCACAAAAUUCCACAGAUGCGUUGCUAACUCUGAAUAAUUUGACAAUGUCAGAAAAGGCGCAAUUGUUACCUGUUUUUAGACUAUUCGCCCUCUCUACGAACCAAACCGCUACCAUGACAGCCCUGGCGACCUUGAUGAAUACUACCAUUUCGUCUUCUUUGGCCCAAACACUAUUAACUCAGUUACAAAACACAAUAUCAAAUGGAGGGUCUUUGAAUAACACGUUUAGUACUUUGCAACCACUAGUCCCACAGGCCAGCACCCCUGCAUUUAGCGCAGUGGAGUUACUGCUGAACGAAACCACCUCUACAAACCAGACAUUAAGCACCCUGUCCGAUUUGUUGGAAAAAAACGUCACUCAGUCAUCAUCAGCAAAAACGGCGUUUGCUGCCUUGAGCCAAUUGAUGGAUAAUUCAAACAACUCGACGAUGGUCGUCACUUCGGUCCAAUCUCUGGCUGCAGUGACAAACACGACCCAAUCUACUCAACAACUAAUUGGAUUGGAUGACGUGAUAAGCUCCUCGAGUAACACCAAUGAAACUUUGUCCAUCUUGUCCGAAUUGCAAUCCGGCCUAUCAGGUAAUUCAAGCACCACACAGUACAUCCCAUAUCUCUUCAAUCUUUUAGGAGCAUCCACUGAUCCUAAAACAACGUUUUCAUCCUUAGUAACACUGACUUCCUGGGCUCAAGAAAACCCUCAGACAUUUUUGCCCAUUUUAGAUAUAUUAGCGGAUGCCAAGUCCGUCCAACCAAUUUCCCCAGAAGAAUUGAAUGCCAUGACGCCGAAUAUAUUGGAGUAUUUGAAGAUUCCGAUUUACUACCGUUUGUCCAUUUUCACGCUAUGCCAUGCUAAUCUGGAAAACAAGAUCCUAGAUUGUAACUCCCCACAUGCUGUACAAAACUUGGACUUUAGAUCGAUUAUUUACGACGCAUUAGUCACAUCAGAUUUCCAACCAUAUUUAAACGCUCUGAAUAUUACCGCCAAUGAUCUCUACUUGGAAGGGAAACUUUUACACAGAGAGCACCAAUAUGUACCAGCAGUGAAGUCUGUUUUGGCUUUGAACCUGUUGGCAAUAAUCUUUUCCUUCUUUACCAUGAUUUUUAUCAUAUUACUGUACUUUAACAGAUAUAUGUUUAAACAACCAUUGUGGCUCAUCGCCCUAGCCUUACACGUUUGUGUUGGCGUAGCCACAAUAUUGGCGGCUAUUAUCAUAUCCGUUAUGAUUGCCAUCAUAAAGAGUGGUACCGCUGAUGACAAAUAUGGUGUCGUAUUUAAAGCCGGUCCUGCCUACGCGGGGCUGAUAUGGACAGCAUUUGCAUUGUCCUUUAUUGCUACAGGAUUGAUAAUUUACACAUGGUGGAGAAACAGGCGGAGUGGUCGCUACAUGCCCGGAACUGUAAUGAAUAAUAAGGGCAAAAAUUACACGUAUGGAGAUGGUGCUACCAUUUCGGCCGACCAAAACUUGGACGAUGAUGAUGCUGACGUUGAAAAGCAUGUGAAUCGUAAUGAAAUAACCGCUAUUGACGGCAGCAGUUCUGCCAAUAAUACAGACGUCACAGGCAGCACUAGCGAUAGAACGGAGCUGGAUCAUCCUGACGUGCCUCCGAACGUUUCAAAUGGACCAGUUGUUAACAAUAAUGCACAUUUGGUAGCAUAA
Messenger RNA from Saccharomyces paradoxus, 2241 nucleotides. It is a transcript of the gene FAT3, whose product is annotated as Fat3p. Gene Ontology annotation, biological process: fungal-type cell wall organization. The record is from RefSeq and is a predicted model, not a curated record. NCBI's taxonomy places the organism in Eukaryota, Fungi, Ascomycota, Saccharomycetes, Saccharomycetales, Saccharomycetaceae. The transcript has a single exon. Bases 1 to 2241 code for a protein of 746 amino acids. Gene Ontology annotation, cellular component: plasma membrane; cell cortex of cell tip.